Hordeum vulgare subsp. vulgare (domesticated barley) is the source of this 2287-nucleotide messenger RNA. RefSeq lists its product as uncharacterized. The record is from RefSeq and is a predicted model, not a curated record. The coding region runs from base 66 to 1994 and encodes 642 amino acids. The transcript has 3 exons. Lineage: Eukaryota; Viridiplantae; Streptophyta; Magnoliopsida; Poales; Poaceae.
CCGCCUCCCCCAAAUCCAUUCCCCUCCCCUUUCCCAAUCACUCCGCCGCCGCCGCCGCCGCCGCCAUGGAUGUGCCCAAGCGAGCCGUCCCCCAAGGUUCCCCGCGACGAAAACCCAGGGCCAUGGAGGCCGACGAGAACGCGACCCCGAAGCGCCCCGCGGCGGCGGGGCCCGCCUCCCCGCAGAGGAAGAAGGUUCUGGCGGAGCGGAACGGCGCUGGCCGCGGGGAUGCCCCGUCGCCCGCCAAGGCCGCGCUCACCCCGCCGCCUCCCACCGGGGGGGCGGUGACGGAGACGGAGACGGGGGCGUACGACCCGAAGACCAACUACAUCUCGCCGCGGCCGGACUUCCUGAGCUACGACCCCACGCGGAACCGGGAGACCAUCCUCCGCCUGGACCUGGGCCGCGAGGUGGAGGGCGACAGCUCCAGCGCCGCCUCGGGCACCGAGCUCUCGGAGGUGCUGUCUUCCGGCUCGUCGGCGGCCAGAGGGAGUGACUCCGAGUGCGACGACGCCGACUACGAGGAGGAGAUGGAUCCACUGCCUGCGCAAGGGCGGGGAGGCCGCUGGGCGCGACGACUGCUGCUGCUUCUUGUGUCCUCGGCCUGCCUCUUCUGCUACAUCCACUGCAUGAGCUCCGGCCCCUUCCCUGCCACUCCUUCAGAAGAACCCAUCAGUUCCCUUGGAUUGAACGGGAGCAUGUGUGAUGUCGGUGUUCACCAAGCAGUUCCUCUGCUGGGUCCAAUUCGGUGUGAACAUGAAGAAGAUAUGAGUCAAUUUGUGGAGAGGGGCAGUGAAGAUGGUAUCCCGGUGCACGGCCCAGGAGCUUCUCCUAGCAACUUCAUGGCAGUUGCAAUGAUGGGAAUGGCAGAUGCCUGCCCUAAUGCUCCCUUCGGAGAAUUUACAUGCCAAAUCGGGGAUGAGGGCCGUGAGAAUGUGGAUGUUCUGAUGGAAGAUUCUGAAAUAGGCGAGCUGAAAUCAGAAGCGAGCAUGAGGCCACUCGAGAAUCCUGAAGAAAGUAGUAGUGAAGCUGUAUGCCCGGGUGAAGAUGUCAUUGGAGCUCCCUUUGGCUCCACCCACAGCGAUGAUUUGGAUGAGGACAAGCUAGAAUCUGUUCCUCAAGAGAUAGGGGGAGUUGAUUCAGAACACUCCAUGCCACAGUUGGUCGCCAUGGAUGCAAUUCUGGAAUCAGAAAACGUGAAGGUGGUAAGUGAUGAUAAGGGUCUGGAGAGUGAGAGGUUUGAUCAAGAAUUCGGUCCCUGGGAGUAUGGGAACACAGCAGAAGCUGCCAAGAAACUUGUUGAUAUGGUGAAAAUCGUGUGGUCUGCAGUGGAACCUCAUUUGCUGAAGAUGCUGGCAUGCUUAUCUGUUGCAGGCUUUGUGACUGCUAUGCUCAAGUAUUCCCAAAGGUCUCGUAAGGUCAAUGUGCCCGUGUCACGACGUAUUCCACCCAAGCGAGUGCCAGUAUUAGCUCCACAUAAUUCUGUGUCACUGCCAGUGUUUCAUUCAGAGCAACCUGUGCAACGGAUAGUGCCCGAACAAAAGUCAUCUGCCUGUCUGGAGCCUCCUGUGCAAUCGGUGUUGUCAAGGUCAGAUCAAUCUGUGUGCCUCAAUGUUGAUCAGAAAGUUCAGCAAGAGGCUGGUGCCGUUGAAAGGGCCAAUGCAGAUGGCAGUACUAUGGAUCACAAAGAUGCUGAAAGAUCAAAGCCACCAGUGGUUCAGUUGCUCGGGGAGUUCUCAUUUGUCGAUGCAGGUAGCUCAAGGGGGAGGUCUGUCAAAGACUCGGUUCAGCAUGGUGGAGACGUCACGGUUCAGGGAUCCGUGUCUUCGAGAAAGCGUGCCGUCAAGAUGCAAAAGGAUUCUGACAAAAUACAAAGCCCUGGUGUUCAAGCAGCAAGGAAGAAGGAGACUGCAGCAGAAGCAGAAGGCAAGACGGAUGCUACACCGACUCCGCUGAGGCGUUCGAGCCGCCUGCGGAAACUGGCUUCUCCUUGAGCGACAAGACACAGACGGUGCAUUUUGCUGGUAUUGGUUUGUUGGAUGCUGAUUGUCCCAUGUUCAUGUGGUGCUGGGAGCUGUGGGAGACAUCGCCUAGUUGUAACCACACGAUGCUUAGAUUUGGUGCCGUAGCUGUAACAAGUUAACUGGUGUAAAAAAGCCUUGCAGUGUGUUUGGUUUCCCAGAAAACCUGUAUAAAUCUGCAAUUUGACAUUAUUGUACUGUGUACUCGUUUACCUGCCCCUGACGGUGAAACAGGGAUUGCUGGUUGUAUUGAGCAGGUUUAGUCU